GUGACGGCGCGUGCGCGGGGCAGGGCGGCGGCGGCCGCUCGGAGUUAGGGGUCCGUCCGUGCCGCGCCACUGCCGUGGUGACAUGAUCCGAAACGGGCACGGGUUGGCGGGCGGCGCCGAGCAGCCGGGCCCGGGGAGCAGGCCCGCCGUGCGGGUGUGGUGUGACGGCUGCUAUGACAUGGUACAUUAUGGCCACUCGAACCAGCUGCGCCAGGCACGGGCCAUGGGGGACUACCUCAUCGUGGGCGUGCACACCGACGAGGAGAUCUCCAAGCACAAGGGGCCCCCAGUGUUCACGCAGGAGGAGAGGUACAAGAUGGUGCAGGCCAUCAAGUGGGUGGACGAGGUGGUGCCGGCGGCGCCCUACGUCACCACGCUGGAGACGCUGGACAAGUACAGCUGCGACUUCUGUGUCCAUGGCAAUGACAUCACCCUGACUGUGGACGGCCGGGAUACCUACGAGGAAGUGAAGCAGGCGGGGAGGUACAGAGAGUGCAAGCGCACCCAGGGCGUGUCCACCACGGACCUCGUGGGCCGCAUGCUGCUGAUGACCAAGGCCCAUCACAGCAGCCAGGAGAUGUCCUCGGAGUACCGGGCGUACGCAGACAGCUUCGGCAAGCCCCCUCACCUGACACCUGCCAGGGAGAUGCUUUUCUCAGAAGGUUCCUCCCAGUGCCCAGGGGGGCGGAACCCCUGGACCGGGGUGUCCCAGUUUCUGCAGACGUCCCGGAAGAUCAUCCAGUUUGCCUCUGGGAAGGAGCCGCAGCCGGGGGACACGGUCAUCUAUGUGGCGGGUGCCUUCGACCUAUUCCACAUCGGGCACGUGGACUUCCUGGCGAAGGUGCAUGGCCUGGUGGAGAGGCCCUACGUCAUCGCCGGCCUGCACUUUGACCAGGAGGUCAACCACUACAAGGGCAAGAACUACCCCAUCAUGAACCUGCACGAGCGGACCCUGAGCGUGCUGGCAUGCCGGUAUGUGUCGGAGGUGGUGAUCGGGGCCCCCUACGCGGUCACCGCAGAACUCCUGGACCACUUCAAGGUGGACCUGGUGUGUCACGGGAAGACGGAAAUUAUGCCUGACAAGGACGGCUCCGACCCGUACCAGGAGCCCAAGAAAAGGGGCAUCUUCCGUCAGAUCGACAGCGGGAGCGACCUCACCACGGACCUCAUCGUGCAGCGCAUCAUCAAGAACAGGCUGGAGUAUGAGGCUCGGAACCAGAAGAAAGCGGCCAAGGAGCUGGCCCUCCUGGAGGCCAUGAGGCAGCAGGAGGAGCCGCCCGCGCGGGGGGGCCACAGCGCCUGAGGGAGGACGUCUGGAAGCCCGGCUUCCUGCGCCCCCCGCGGCUCACAUGGUUCUGAGAGCUGCAGCCCCAGACCAGGCGGCCCUGGAAGGGCUGGAGAGGGCGUUCCUGCCUCCCCCUCCCUGCACGGCGCCCCUUUACAGCAGGCCCUGCACUCCCGCUAGGCUGCACAGAGGGGCCAGCUUUGUGGAGGGCACCUCCCCCCAGGGGCCACCGCCCUGCGUGCCUGAGGAGGCCGCUUCCCUCCGCCUGCUGCACUGCUGGGCCCCCAUCGCACCCGCAGGAGGCGCCCAGCUCGGUGAGAGUCCACUUGAGGGACAGUGACCCGAGGGGCCGCGCCUGUCCUCGUGCAGCCAGGCUGCCUCCUGCACGGCGCCUCCGCCUGCACUGUCCUGGUGUCCUGAGCGGCUCCUGGACCCACGCCUGCUCCCAGGCCGCCUUCUGCUCCCCCGACUCCUCCACUUUGUGCAUAAUUGGCUGAUGUGCAACCGAAUAAACCUGGUGGGAGGUG
Myotis myotis is the source of this 1812-nucleotide messenger RNA. RefSeq names its product phosphate cytidylyltransferase 2, ethanolamine (gene PCYT2). The coding region runs from base 83 to 1303 and encodes 406 amino acids. NCBI's taxonomy places the organism in Eukaryota, Metazoa, Chordata, Mammalia, Chiroptera, Vespertilionidae. Gene Ontology annotation, cellular component: cytoplasm. The record is from RefSeq and is a predicted model, not a curated record. Gene Ontology annotation, biological process: phosphatidylethanolamine biosynthetic process. Gene Ontology annotation, molecular function: ethanolamine-phosphate cytidylyltransferase activity. The transcript has 14 exons.